Molecule: messenger RNA, 3084 nt
Organism: Zea mays
Lineage: Eukaryota; Viridiplantae; Streptophyta; Magnoliopsida; Poales; Poaceae
Product: putative zinc finger CCCH domain-containing protein 51
Exons: 8
Coding region: 200-1783 (527 amino acids)
Molecular function (GO): RNA binding; metal ion binding
Source: RefSeq, a predicted model, not a curated record
CGCAGGCCACCCGCCCGCCCCGCUCUACCUCCCAAGUCCCAACGAACCUUGCGGCCGGGGAAUAUCAUUUAUCGCCCGAGUCUGCAGGGGUGGGGACGUGGUGUACAUCAUUGCUGGUCAUGCCCCAACAAUCCCCCCUGUGUUCGUUGGUGUCGCGGGUGUUGUUGUUCCGAGAUGGAGGAAAACGAGGAAACAAAAAAUGGAUAUAGAGGAGUGCAGGACGAGGUUGCAGGAUAAGGUCCGCCUACUUCAUCCAAAGAAUGCCGAAGGGAUCGUUGACUACAUGAUUGCAAACACACCACUUGAGAAUAUCAGAUCAUAUUUGUUGACUGCCACAGAUAAUGUACUAAUGAACCUAUUUGAGGGUGCAAACCGCCUGCAAAAUAUCCUGAAUUUGUCCGAGGAAAAUGAGCCCCUAUUUGGUCUAUUCACCCCCUUUGAUCAGAUUGGACCACAGAAGCAGCACCAGUUUUCUUCAAGAAACCAUUCUCAGGUCCUUCAGGCUCCAUUGUACCCCAUUGGCCCAAGUGGAGCUUUUCAGAAUCCAUACUCGAAACUCACUGGCUUCAGGGAUCAUUUCCAGUCUUUGAGCAUUCUGGAUGGUGACACGCCGAGUCACUACAAAUGUGCUAGUAUAAAUGUUGGUGGCUAUCCCAGUAAUGGCAAGGUCCAAACAAAGACUUGUCGUUUUUACUUGUCCAUUAGAAAGUGUAAGUAUGGUGAGAAUUGUCACUUUUCCCUUGUGUGCGGUUACCCAGAGAUUAAUGACAUGAGGCAAGUUGACCACCUUGGUUCAUUGCAAAUGUUGGAGAUGGAGAUCGAUCUCCUGUUGCUGCAGCCAUCAUCACAAGUCCCGGUAGAUCAUCUUGAAAAAAAAUUCCUUGAGAUUUAUACAAAGCUUCUGGAAAUUGAUGGAUUCCAUACAGAGGACCAGAGGAAUAGGAAGACUGGUUACGGCCUCACAGAUCUGUUCAUGCAACUUAACGCCACCAGAGAGACUGAGAGACGAGGACGGUAUUAUGUUGUCCUGGUGAAAGAUGCUCCUAAGUACGUCACUCAUGGUUUCCAACCGGCGGUGCCUCUUGCUGGCAGUGAUUUUAACAAGAUUUGUGUUACCUUCAAAUCUGAAAGCAUAUUCACUCACACAGAUGUUCAGAACUACUUCAGUCAGUAUGGUACUGUUAGUGAAGAGAGAUUUUCAGAAGAGAGACACAUGCACGGUCAUGUGAGUUUUGUGGACCUUGAGACUGCAAAACGGAUCAUAUCAGAAAGUGGCCCUCAUUUCAUCUGUGGAAAUGAAGUUCGUGCCAAAGCGUACAGGGAAAAACAUGAACUGAACUUCAGACAAGGACGGCAUAAUGUUGUCCCAGUGGAAGAUGCUCCUAAGUAUAUGACUGGUGGUUUUGUAUUAGAGAUGCCUCCUGCUAGCAGUGCUUCUAACAAGAUUUUUAUUACCUUCAACUGUAUACACAUAUUCACUCAUACAUCUGUCCAGAAAUACUUCAGCCAGUAUGGUACUGUUAAUGAAGUGAUAAUUCCAAUAAUGCAAAAGAGGCCCGAUUUCGGUUUUGUAAGUUUCCUGGACUCUGAGUCCGUAAAACAGAUCUUAUCAGAAAGGGGCCCUCAUUUCAUCUGUGGAAAUGAAGUUCAUGUCAAAGCAUACAGGGAAAAGCAUGAAUUGGAAUGUGGGCGAUUUGCAAUUUUGCCACCAUUGGCAGUGGACUUCGCUAAUUUGCUAUCGGACACACAAAUCAUAGACACAUACCGGACCCACAAAUCAUAGACACUUGGGGGUGGCGACAUUGCAAAUAUUUCGUCAGAUGUAGAUGCAGUUGGUGAGCAUCAUACAGUGACUAUUGGUGACUUUGGGCUUCAGACGACCUUGGAAUUUGACUACUGAGACUCUGAGAGGAAGCUUCGUCCACUAACAAACAUUGACAAAAGACUCAAGUGCAAGUGCUCUGAUCAGUGACUUAGAAGACUUCAAAUACAGUUCAUUUUUCAGUUAACAAAAGGAGGAAGUUAGAACUACGCCGUAUAACAAUCAAAUACAAUACAAUUCAUUUUUUUCAGUUAACAAAAGAGGACAUGACAGAACAUGAACAUUUCAUACGAAACCUGUAUGACCGGCAGAUACAUCUAGGUGUAGUUGAAGUAUGUUAGCAACUCGUAAUACACGACCUCCAAACCAAUAGCUAGAGGAACACUCUGUAUACUAUUCUGGCAAAUCAGGGUACAACAGAAUGUAUUAGAGAUAGAAGAACCGGUAACAUGAGAGGAAAGGAGAGGAGGCAGAUGAGAGUAAUGGGGAAAUGUAGUCUUCAGUUUGUAAAUUGAUUCUUUGAUGAUCCUCCACAGCUUCAACAUGUCUCCUUUUAUAGCUGAAUAUGCCUAAUUGCCACCUGUCAAAGACCCCACAUGACAGUAUGCUGACAUUCCCCACCGCUUGAAAUGCGGCUUGCCCCUAAGCCGCUGAUAGUGUAGACAAGAUUGGUGGAUCAACUUCUUCAAGCGUGCAAGUGUGCAGAGAAUUGUAGCAAGAAUGUCGAACGUUCCAUGAGCUUGGAGAUAGAAUGGGAACCCUUGAUCCGAACCCCUAAGUAGCAGUAACUUGGACUUCGCGACAGCGUCAUAUCAACAGCGUCAAAGGCAUUGCAGAGGCAUUAUGGUCCUUUAAUGUGGUAACAAGUGGACAUGUGCAAUUCCAAGCAUUGGCUCUGAAUAUUCCUAGCAACAAGAAAAGGUGCAAUGCGUACUGUAACGAAGCACCUGUGGUACUGUAGCUGCAAUCCACUUUGAACAGGCUGCCUCGAUCAAUUGCCAACCAAGGAUGCUUUGUCAGAAUGUUGACCACGACCAGUGAUUUAAUCCAUCGCACCAAGGCUGCAUAACAGUAAAAAGAUGGCCACGACAUAGGUCUAACUUGAACACCAUCACCGAGUAGCACAAAUUGCAUGGGUGGUGGCAUGGUUGCUUGUACGGCACGACAUCCCAACCACAACCACAGCCAAAUGGAGGGCAUCUCAUUUCUGGUUUCUUUGCUCGCCCAAUGAAUUCGUGGAACCAUGAACUUGUUUUUGUUUC